AUGAGCCAGCAGCCGGUGAAUCGCGGACAUGGGCGGAACAUAUCAGUAACGAGACCUAUCCGUCCUCGGUCUUCAACCAAGGGUCCCCUGGACUUGGACGACACACCUCUAAAUGACCCACUGUCGCCCAAAACCGCUGCAACAGAGGAAAAGACGCAGCAGCGUCCGAUAUCAGGCCAACGCUCGCCGGCUGCACCACCUUCUCCGGCGCCGCCCGUGAAAACGACCGUCACCAAGGACUUCGGCUUUCUCCUGCGCCCAGAAAUCUACCACAGUAUCAACCCGGUCAACAUCCCCGUUGCCUUUCGAAACUCGUCCAAGCAACCACCAGCCGAUGCGUCACUGGAAGACCUACUGGCUAAAGGCCACUUCCGAGCGGCUGCCAUCGCUGCUGUCCAGGAACUCACGGCCACUGGGGGCCCGGAGCGGCCUCGUGUUGACCCCGCAGACCACCAAAGGAUUUUCAGCCUGCUGUACACGCGUCUAUCAUGUCUGACGCUCAUCGACGCAACGCCAAUAGCGGCGCAGGAGGUCAGGGCACUGGAAGACCUCAACGCCGGUGUCUACAUUGAUGAGACUACCGGCGAGCACCUCGUUCCAUGGGAGUUGCGGGUUCUCAAUGUGCGGUUGCAGGCUCUGGGUUUCAGUGACCCGCGAAGGUCUGUCAUGAGCUAUCACGACUUGGCGAGGGAAGCGCGGGAGCAGAUCAGCAAGGCAACGAUCCGACAUGAUAACUCGGCGCGCGAGCUCUGGAAAGCACGGCUGACAGACUUGGGCAUCAAUGUCACUGGCGCCCUGAUUGAGAUGGACGACCUCGCAGGCGCUGCACGUCAUCUGAGCACAUUGAAAGACCGCGGCGAUGGCAAGAUGUCGCUGUCCCGGGCACUUUUGUGGCUGCACCUAGGUGACACUGAGGCAGCACGUCGCUCUGUUCAGGACUCCGGAGAGGACGGAAGGCAUGCCGAGAGGGUCAUCACCGCGCUUUGUCAGAUGGCCGACGGCGAGUACGAUGCCGCACUGAAAUCAUGGCAAGACCUCAAGGGGGAGUUUGCCGAUGAAAUGGUCGGAGUCAAUCUUGCCGUCUGCCUCCUCUACACCGGCAAGCUUACAGAGGCCCGGUCCGUGUUCGAGGACAUGGUCAACACUGGCUACUCAUCGCAUACGCUGCUGUUCAACCUCAGCACGACGUACGAGCUCUGCACCGAGCGGAACCGAAAUCUUAAGCUGGGCCUGGUCGAGAAAGUCGCUGAUCUGGACGAGACGCCGCGGGGCUGGGAAAAGAACAAUGCCGACUUCAAGCUGUAG
Molecule: messenger RNA, 1305 nt
Organism: Colletotrichum destructivum
Lineage: Eukaryota; Fungi; Ascomycota; Sordariomycetes; Glomerellales; Glomerellaceae
Product: Putative tetratricopeptide-like helical domain superfamily
Exons: 4
Coding region: 1-1305 (434 amino acids)
Cellular component (GO): Golgi apparatus; TRAPP complex
Molecular function (GO): protein binding
Source: RefSeq, a predicted model, not a curated record